Messenger RNA from Colletotrichum acutatum, 4991 nucleotides. RefSeq names its product P-loop containing nucleoside triphosphate hydrolase protein. The transcript has 7 exons. Lineage: Eukaryota; Fungi; Ascomycota; Sordariomycetes; Glomerellales; Glomerellaceae. The coding region runs from base 247 to 4893 and encodes 1548 amino acids. Gene Ontology annotation, biological process: transmembrane transport. The record is from RefSeq and is a predicted model, not a curated record. Gene Ontology annotation, cellular component: membrane. Gene Ontology annotation, molecular function: ATP hydrolysis activity; ATP binding; ABC-type transporter activity.
CUCGCACUCUGGAACCACAAGAGCAACGGGCACCGAACUGGCUCUCCACCACAGGGCACCUACUCCGUCCACUUCACGUGUAUACGUCUAAUUGCACUGCUCGACUGUUCCGAUCAGUCAAGUUCACCCCUACUACGAGAGGCCCCACGAACGACCGACCGACCGACAACUUCCCUUCCGAAUAGUACUUCCGUCUAGCAUGCGUUAAACAGGCGGGUUGGGGGAAACCGCAGAAGAGCAAUCGCCAUGGACUACUCCGAUUACUCGCCGCAGCGCAUUCUGCACACAGGCUCGUUCACUGGAUUCCAUCGCCUGGGACAGCUCGGUAGCAACUAUCUCUCUGCGACUGCAGAGAUCAAGCAGCCGCUAUGCGGUAACGAAGAGGGUUGGGGUCCGCUGAGCCCUAUCCGAUAUGACUUUACGCCCUGCUUCAUCGACGUCUGGAUUGCCUCCGUGGCAGCAUUUGGUCUCGUCUUUGGAUCUCUGGCCAUUGUAUGGCUCAUCCAGCGCAGGAAACCUUCCGAUGCCCCUAAAGACUGGCAUUUUUGGGUCAAGCAGACACUCCUCGGAUUGAUUAUUGCCGACGUGACAGUACAACUCGCUUUGCAAAUCGUCAGUUACCCCGAUGUUUGGUUUGGCGACUUCCGAUUUUGGACGACGGCUGCGACAAUCCUAUCUCUGGGCGUCAUCUUUGCCAUUCAAUGGCUUGAGCAUGCGCGCCUGCGUAACCCCAAUGGCGUCGUCCUCUUCUACUGGCUCUUUCUCUUGAUUGCAUACUCAGUCAAGCUCCGAUCCUUGAUCUCUCAGCAGCUCUACGAGACUAGCCCGGCCUACUUCAUCACUUACACCGUUGGCUUCGGCCUCUCUGUAGCCGAAUUCCUGGUCGAGUGGUUAUGGCCAAGGAAGGUCAGUGCAUACGAGGCUCUGAUCGAUGAGGAGGAAUGUCCCAUUGAAUAUGCCACCGUAUUCUCCCAGUUGACAUUCUCCUGGAUGACUCCUCUGAUGCGCUACGGAUACAAGCAAUACUUGACUGAAGAUGAUCUUUGGGGGCUCGCUCAAAAAGACCAGACCAAGAACACUGGUGACGCUUUCAACAAAGCUUGGGAGUACGAACUCAAGCACCACAAGAACCCGUCUCUGUGGCUGGCCAUGUUCCGUGCCUACGGUGGUCCAUACGCCAUAGCUGCGCUCUUCAAGGCUGUUAACGAUGUCACACAGUAUCUUCAGCCACAACUUCUGAAGUAUCUUAUUGCAUUUAUAGCUUCCUACGACACUGAGAAUGAUGAGAAGGAGCAGCCUCCGAUCAAGGGUGCUUCCAUCGCCUUGGCAAUGUUUGCGUGCGCUGUUUUGCAAACCUCCAUGAUCCAUCAAUAUUUCCAGCUAGCUUUCGUCACCGGUAUGCGGAUCAAGGGUGGUCUGGCAUCGGCCAUCUACAAGAAGUCCAUGAGAUUGUCCAAUGAGGGACGCGCAUCCAAGUCGACCGGCGAUAUCGUGAACUACAUGGCCGUCGAUGCCCAGCGUCUACAAGAUCUGACCCAAUUUGCUCAGCAGGUCUGGUCUGCUCCCUUCCAGAUCAUUAUCUGCAUGGUGUCAUUGUACCAACUUGUUGGCUGGUCAAUGCUUGCUGGUAUCGGUGUCAUGAUUAUCAUGAUGCCUGCGCAUGGUUUCAUUGCCAGAAUCAUGAGAAACUUGCAAAAGGAGCAAAUGAAGAACAAGGACAAGAGAAGUCGUCUGAUCAACGAGAUCAUUAACAACAUGAAGAGCAUCAAGCUUUACGCUUGGGGUGCUGCGUUCAUGAACAAGCUGAACUUCGUUCGCAAUGAUCUCGAGCUCAAGAAUCUUCGCAAGAUUGGAGCAACCCAAGCUUUCGCCAACUUCACUUGGAGUACCGCUCCAUUUUUUGUGUCUUGUUCCACCUUUGCCGUGUUUGUCAUGACGCAGGAUAAGCCGCUGACCACUGAAAUUGUCUUCCCUGCGCUCGCUCUGUUCAACCUGCUCACAUUCCCCUUGGCGGUUCUGCCCAUGGUCAUUACCUCUAUCGUGGAAGCUAGUGUUGCUGUCGGUCGUUUGACCUCAUUCCUUACUGCUGAAGAGAUCCAGCCUGAUGCGAUUACGAUCAAGCCCGCGCCGGAAGAGAUGGGAGAGGAGACAGUCAUCGUCCGGAAUGGAACCUUCUCCUGGAACCGUCAUGAAGACAAGGAGGCACUCAAGGAUAUUGACUUCACCGCCUACAAGGGAGAACUCUCUUGCGUUGUCGGCAGAGUUGGCGCUGGCAAGUCGUCAUUCUUGCAGAGCAUCCUGGGCGAUCUUUGGAAAAUCAGAGGCCAAGUUGAAGUCCACGGAACCACGGCCUAUGUCGCACAGGGAGCUUGGAUUCUCAACGCGACUGUGAAGGAGAACAUCAUUUUUGGCUACAGAUACGACCCGGAUUUCUAUGAAAAGACGAUCAAGGCAUGCGCUCUCGUUGACGACUUUGCCCAGCUUCCCGAUGGCGACGAAACGGUUGUAGGUGAAAGAGGCAUAUCCCUGAGUGGUGGACAAAAGGCGCGUGUGGCCUUGGCUCGCGCCGUCUACGCCAGAGCGGACAUCUACCUUCUAGAUGAUGUCCUGUCAGCCGUAGACUCCCAUGUUGGAAGACAUAUCAUCGAGAAUGUCCUCGGUCCCAGAGGUCUUUUGAACACCAAGACCAGAAUCCUCGCCACAAACGCCAUUGCCGUGCUCGCGGAGGCCAGCUACAUCACAAUGAUCAGGGAUGGCGAGAUUACCGAGCGCGGAACGUACAAGCAACUCGUGGCAAUGAAGGGUAUGGUUAACGAUCUCAUCAAGACUGCCGGUCAAGAUUCAGGCCCUUCUUCUUCGGCCAACUCGAGCGGCUCCAGUAGCGAAACGUCCACCAUUAUCGAAGCCGAGGGCAGCAGCCAAGAAAAGGCCGAGCUGGAAGAGGCCCAGGAGCAGCUUCCUGAGAUGGAACCUAUCAAGACCGGCGUUUCAGUGAAGAACAAGAAGCGAUCUUCGAGCAUGGCAACGCUGCGCCGCGCUAGUACCGCCAGCUUCCGGGGACCUCGGGGCAAGCUCACUGAUGAGGAAGUCGCUGGCAGCAAGUCGAAGCAGACCAAGGAGCAUAUUGAGCAAGGAAAGGUCAAAUGGAACGUCUACAUUGAAUAUGCCAAGAACAGCAACAUUAUUGCUGUCGCCAUCUACAUGGGUGCCCUGCUGGCUUCUCAAACAGCCAACAUUGGUGGCUCCGUAUGGCUCAAGACGUGGUCAGAGCAAAACGCAAAAUCACACACCAACGACCACGUGGGCUACUACAUCGGGAUUUACUUCGCCUUCGGCAUCGGCUCUUCCCUUUUGACUGUCAUCCAGACUCUCAUUCUGUGGAUUUUCUGCUCGAUUGAGGCGUCGAGGAAGCUGCAUGAACGGAUGGCCAACGCCAUUUUCAGAUCACCUAUGUCCUUCUUCGACACUACUCCCACUGGUCGCAUUCUCAACAGAUUCUCCAGUGACAUUUACAGAGUCGAUGAGGUUCUCGCCAGGACCUUCAACAUGCUCUUCGUCAAUGCUGCUCGGUCAGGCUUCACUUUGGCUGUCAUUUCCAUCACGACUCCUCCGUUCGCCGCGCUCAUCAUCCCAAUUACUCUGAUCUACUACUGGAUCCAGCGGUACUACUUGCGCACUUCUCGUGAACUCAAGAGACUUGACAGCGUUACCCGAAGUCCCGUAUACGCCCACUUCCAGGAAUCACUCGGAGGAAUUUCGACGAUCCGAGCGUACCGCCAGCAGCAGAGGUUUGAGCUGGAGAACGAGUGGCGUGUCGAUGCCAACCUCAAAGCCUACUUUCCAUCUAUCAGCGCGAAUCGUUGGCUUGCGGUCCGUCUCGAGUUCAUUGGUGGUGUCGUUAUUCUUGCGGCUGCCGGAUUUGCCGUUGUCACAGUCGCGAACCACGUCCCAUUGAGCCCUGGUCUUGUCGGUCUGGCCAUGUCUUAUGCUCUGCAGAUCACAACUUCGCUCAACUGGAUCGUGCGCCAGACCGUUGAGGUUGAGACGAACAUUGUGUCAGUUGAGCGUGUUCUUGAAUACGCGCGCCUGCCAAGCGAAGCCCCCGAAAUCAUCAAGAGCAAUCGCCCACCCGUCGCCUGGCCGGCCAAGGGCUCUCUUGAGUUCAAGAACUACAGUACCCGGUACCGCGAGGGCCUGGACAACGUGCUGAAGAACAUUAACUUGGACAUCAAGACUCACGAAAAGAUCGGUGUAGUUGGGCGGACCGGAGCUGGCAAGUCUUCGUUGACCCUUGCUCUUUUCCGCAUCAUCGAGCCGACUGCUGGCCACAUCAGCAUUGACCAGAUCAACACAUCUUCCAUCGGAUUGCUAGACCUGCGUAGAAGACUGGCCAUUAUUCCACAGGAUGCGGCGCUGUUCGAGGGCACCAUCCGGGAUAACUUGGAUCCCGCCAACGUGCAUGAUGACACUGAGCUAUGGAGCGUACUGGAACACGCCCGACUCAAGGACCACGUAACGAGCAUGGAAGGCGGCCUAGACGCAAAGGUCAACGAAGGAGGUUCCAACCUCUCACAGGGUCAGCGGCAGCUCGUGUCGCUCGCCCGCGCAAUGCUGACGCCUUCCAACAUCCUCGUGCUGGACGAGGCAACCGCGGCUGUCGACGUCGAGACAGACGCCAUGCUGCAGACUACUCUGCGUUCGCCAAUGUUUGCCAACCGUACCAUCAUCACCGUCGCUCACCGCAUCAACACCAUCCUCGACAGCGACCGCGUUGUCGUACUAGACAAGGGCGAGGUGGUGGAGUUUGACACACCGCAGGCACUCAUCAAGAAGCAGGGCGUCUUUUACGGAUUGGUGAAGCAGGCCGGUCUCGACACCUCGGAGUCUUCGUAGAAGAGAGAACGAAGACGGGGGACAGCAGCUUGUGUGACAAUGUAAGAGAAUUUCGGCGAAUGGAAAAAUGGUGACGGCGGCGGCGGCGGCGGCGGCGG